UCUUUCAUACAAACACUACUACUUCUACUAUCUAAAUGUGUGUUUACCAAUAAGAUGAUGGGAAUUGUUGAAUUGGGUGUCUGUGGUGAAUGAUUAUCUUGCACGAAAUGAUUAGGGGUUGAAGGAGCCAAAGUGAUGUUUGAAGGUAAAAGGAAUAAAUGGGAAUUUCAAGGGUUUCGUGAUGUCUGAAGUGUAUGUUCAAGUAUUGUACGAUUUCAAUUAUUUAACUGAUGAUGGGAGUGAAGUCAAGAUGAAAGCAGGAGAAGAAUUAUUAUUGGUUAAAAAAGCUAAUGAAAAUUGGUGGCAAGUCAUCAGGGACUGUGAUGAAUAUCCAUUUUAUGCUCCAUCAAAUUAUUUGAGUGUAAUUGGUUUAAACUGUAAAGAAACUAUAGAAUCAACUGAUGUAAAUUCAAAUUUUUCACACAAAAAUGCUGCAGAAACGGAUAGUCAGAAUAAUAUGACUGUAGCAUCAAAAUUCACCAGAGCUGCUUCAAGGUCAUUAUACAAACUCAAAUCUUUCAAAAGUAAGGAAAGUGACAUGCAUAUUAAAACGCGUCAUUAUAAAGCAAAAGAAAAUGAAGUUGCAGAAGUUCUAUCAUUUCGAAAUCCUCUUUGUGCUGAGGAAUUUUCAAGCUCUGAUGUUGAUAACUCUGACGAAUUCCAAGAACAUGUGCCUUUUACGAAUGAGCUUACAUCAGGCAAAACGGCAGAUGCUCAAAAACCAAAGACUAGUGAUAAAACUUUUGCUCAAGAUUCUGUAUCUCCUAUUUAUGCUAACAUCCCCAAGCCUCUUGGGAGACUACCUUCUAUUCCUAGACCUGAUCAAAUUCCACUUCGAGUUCUGACAAAUGAUUGGUUUGAAUAUGUUGAUGAAGAGAGUGGGCGAAAAUAUUAUUUUAAUUCUGCUUCUGGAAAAGUAACAUGGAAACCUCCUCGACGUCGUGAAAAUAUGCAGUCCACUCCUUUAAACAGUGAACCGAGCAGCCCAAAAUCUGUCCAUUCCUCUUGUGUAGUGCCUGAUCCUCCUCCAAAGCAGCUGAAACCAAAAUUAAAGAAGCUAACUCAUAGUAGUAAUGAAAGUUUAGAAUCCUCGCCAUGUAUGUUUACCAUUCUUCCCCCAGGUUGGAGUCAAGAGUCAGACUCAAGUGGCACUGUAUACUACCACAAUGAAGCAUCAAAGAAAAAGUGGUUUUCUUCUUUGGAUGAAAAUGGACGUACAUAUUUUUAUGAUGAAGAUAGUUCAGAAUCUGUGUGGGAAUUGCCUGAUAUGUCUGCUUCUUCAGAAUUUGAGGAGUUAAAGAAAAGUGAAGCAGAUGAAAGUAAAGAUGAUUCACAAAAUCAAGAAGUGUCAGCAUCCUCACUGUCUACAGAAUCAUCCCUCUCACCAAAAUUACGUCGUAAAGCCCCUAAGUUGCCAGUCCCUAGACAGUUUAAAACAAGAUCUUUGGUUGUUCCUGAAUGUGUAAAUUUAGCUGGUGCUGAAGAUAAUAAGGGUUUUUUGCCUGCAUCUUUUGGCGAAGGCUAUUGGCCAUCUGUCCAGGAUGGUCAUUUUUCUAUCACUCGUAAAGGAACGUUGAAUAAAACGAAACUUGUGGAAGGUGGCAGGCGUAUUCGAAAAAAUUGGACUUCUUCUUUUGUUGUUUUGACUGAUGUAUUUCUCCUGUUUUACAAGGACAUUCGAUCUGCCCACUUAGCUAAUCCUGGAAUAAAACCUGAACUGUGUAUUGAUUUAAAUGGAGCUUUGGUUGAAUGGUGUCCAGAUAAAUCAAGCCGUAAAAAUGUUUUCCAGAUAAGUACUGUUCUUGGCCACCAACUUUUAUUGCAAGAUGAUAAUGCCCAAACAACAAAGGAAUGGUUUGACACAAUAAAAGCUGCCAUCAUGAUGCUUCCAUCUAGUUUAGAGCAAGCAGAAGGAAAGUAUACUACCAGUAAUAGAGAUGAAAGUUUCAAGCGAGAUGUAAAGUUAGCUCGUUCUAAAUCUACAAAACAGUAUUUAGCUGCUAAACCAAAUGUCGAGGAGAGUGAUGUUGCAAUUCCAGCUGAGAAGAAACGUAAAAUUAGAGAUAAGCUACGGCAGUUUUUUGUCCGACGUCCAACACUCGAAAGCCUUAGAGAAAAGGGGAUUUUAUUAGAUGAGCCAGUGUUUGGUUGUCACUUGGAAAAUUUAUGUUCACGAGAAAACAGAAAAGUUCCAAAAUUUGUCUCUAAAUGUAUUGAGGUAAUUGAAGAGAAAGAAUUAACAGCAGAUGGGUUGUAUAGAGCAAGUGGUAAUCUUUCUCAAGUUCAGAAAAUUAGAAUUCAUGUCAAUCAAGAUGACUAUUCUUGUUUGAAUGAGGAAGAAGAUGUGCAUGUACUGACAGGAGCACUUAAAAUGUUCUUCAGGGAGAUGAAAGAGCCUUUGUUUCCAUUUAAUAUGUUUGACCAUUUUUUAAAUGCCAUUGCUUUACCUGAUGCCAACAGCAAAUUGGAAGCAUUGAGGGACUUAGUGCUAAAAUUGCCUGAACCAAAUUAUGAAACUCUAAAAGUUUUGCUUGAACAUUUAUUGAGGGUUACUGAGUUCCACAAACAAAAUCGAAUGCAAAUACAGAAUUUAGCUAUAGUAUUUGGACCAACUUUAAUGUGGCCGGAACAAGCAUCUAAUAAUAUAGCUUUAGAUAUGAUGCAUCAAAACAGAAUUGUGGAAUUUCUUUUGUUAGAAUUCAGAGCUAUUUUUCCAUCUAAGCAUCCUUCGUCUAAAUAGACAAAUCAAGGGAACAUAUUUAAUAUUUAAGUAGAUGUGUAAGUCAUGUGUAUAUUAAUGUAAGAAUGAACAUUUUUAGGUGUAUGUAUUUUGUGUAUAAAAUAUAAAUGUAUACAGAUAUAUAUAUAUAUGCACACACACAUAUAUAUUUGAAAAUGUGUCAAACAUCUCUUCUUUUUCUUUUGCACAAUUUUGUGAUUUUGCCAAUGUUCCUAGCAAAAGAAAUAACAUAUACGUUUACAAUGUAUGUGUGACCUAGCUGUAAGUAGCUGUAAAAUUGUGUGUAUGGGAAAUUUUUAAUUUGGAAAUAUAUUAAUUUUUUUUUAAUUUGUUUUCUUUCCUCUUAUGUUUUGGAAUUUUCCUUUGUUAAAAAUGUAUGUUGGGAUUUUUUUAAAAAUGAGAUAAACAUAUUUCAGAUUGAAAAUUUUACUUUGCUAGUAGAACUGUGAGUAAGAGACUAAUUUCAUAGCAAAUGGUCUUAAUCAAAAAUUUAUCCUGCAUGGUAGAGUUUUAUCAUUCCAUUUCAUGUAGUUUUUUUUUUUUUUUUUUUUUUUUUUUUUUUUUUUAAUUUUAGAUUUCAGGAAGUCCGAUAGUUUAUAAUUUUCCCUUAGAUGCUGCUUAUAGCAUAAGAUUACAGUGAACCAUUUCUUAUCUUAGAUUAUAACAUUAGUGUUUUGUAAUAUGUUUAACUCUACUAUUUAAAUAAAUAAUGAUGUUUUUAAUGAAAUGUAGCUGUCCUGUGAGAAGGUCGCAAAGACAAUUUUAAAGUACUUUUUCUUGUUAGCUUUUUAAGUUGUUUUCCUAUUUCUUUUCAUUAAGAAAUUUUAAAUAUUCUUUUGGACCAAAAAUUUUCAGAGAUAUGCUGUUUGGGAAAACAAAAAUUUCCUCCCAAGGCAGUCACUUUUUCUCAGUAUUAAAUGCCUUGAACAUUAUUAAGCUUGGGCUGGCCCACAAGCUCUUUCAUUCAUUUUAUUUUAUGCAUAGUGGCUGUGUUUCUUGAUAUGAAACAAUUCAUCAAAUAACUUGAUUAAAAUACCCUCUAGUAUUUAAAACUUGUGCAAAUUGAUAAUAAAGUAUUUUUUAUUACCACUAAAGAUUUAACUUUAAAAAAAAAAAAAGAGAGGCUGAAGAUUUUUAAAAAAAAAGUGUGUGAGAAUUUUCCAGCAACAAAGGAUGCGUGUUUCUCUAAGCACACAUAUUUUCUUCUGAUAGAUGCAAGUUUAAACAGGAUAUUUAAUUCUAUUCUUGGUGGUAAUUUAUGUGAAUAUUAUAUUUUUUCAGACAGUAGAUCUGUUGAGUAUCAGUUAAUAUUAUUAUCAGAUAAUUCAUGCCGAAUGAGAUGAUCAAAAUUCUUAUUAAGAAUUAUUUAUGGGCUUUCUGUGAUAUCAUUAAAAAUCAUUAAAAUUGAUAUUCCUUUUGACGCACUAAGCAAAAGAAGAAUAUUGUAAUGUAUUAAUUUUUUAAGAGAAUAUUCUUGUGGGUUUACUUAACAUAAGGUGCUUAACUCUUUAUAGCAAGAAAGUAUUAUAUUUUUUCAGCAUGCCAUAAAAAAUCCAUUCAUUGUGUGAAAUAGUAAAAGACUAUAGAGCUUUAGUUGUUAUUAGUAAUAAAGGAUAUAUAUUUUUCUGUAUAAUAUGAAUGAACAUAAUAUCAGAGCAGUUUUGCAAGUUGUAAAAAGUAUAAAAUUAAACUAUUUUUGGUGACUUUUAAAAACCUGAACUUGCUGUAUGUAAAGGGUUUCAUUAUUCUUGUUUUCAUUUCAUGAAGUGCCUAUAUAAAUGUGUGAAAAUUAAAAUAUUUUACUUCACAUAAACAAACAUCUUUUUGCCAUGUUUUGAAUUGAAAGUUUGUUGACAAAAUUGUUAAAAUAAAAAUUUUCUUUAUCUAUGA
Molecule: messenger RNA, 4630 nt
Organism: Stegodyphus dumicola
Lineage: Eukaryota; Metazoa; Arthropoda; Arachnida; Araneae; Eresidae
Product: rho GTPase-activating protein 12-like
Biological process (GO): signal transduction; regulation of GTPase activity
Cellular component (GO): cytoplasm
Molecular function (GO): protein binding
Source: RefSeq, a predicted model, not a curated record